Habropoda laboriosa is the source of this 1785-nucleotide messenger RNA. RefSeq names its product radial spoke head protein 3 homolog B (gene Rsph3). The record is from RefSeq and is a predicted model, not a curated record. Gene Ontology annotation, cellular component: cilium. Lineage: Eukaryota; Metazoa; Arthropoda; Insecta; Hymenoptera; Apidae.
AUGCCAGCUGGGAUUUCCGCGUUGGCGCCAACAGCCAACGGAGAUCCGUUCGGUCUCGAACGGAAGGAUCCUCCAGCGUUCGCGAUCCUGCAGAAAGACGGACUCGGCACCAGUCUGCCGAUUCUCCAGGUGAACGGUAACAGCGGAACGAACCGUUCGGAAGUUGCACGCCUCGAGAACGCUAAAAACGAGCUGUUCGAUCGAAAACGCAUCAGCAGAUCGAACGAUCAUCUGGUCCAAGCGUGUCUGCAAUCGAGCUAUGCGAAUCCUGCGAGAAAGGAGACACGGAGCAGAAGUCAGGAUAGCCUGCGUUCCGUCGUCAAGAUACCGGCGAUCAAACCGAGCAUCACCUUGUCCACCGAAGACUUCAACGACGUUCUGAACGCUAAGCUGAAGAAGCUUCAGGAACAGGAGAAGGAGAAGGAGGAGCAAUUUCUGAUGCCGCCGCCGGAAGUGGCUGCUCUUCUCGGUAUCACGCCGAGUAUGAACGACGCCGAAGAUAUCACCGAUGCCUGUCCGCUGCGCUCGCGAUUCAAGUCGUUGGCCAAGAAGCCGGAAGUACGUCACAGCAGCCACAAUGCCAGGUGUCCGGCUGCCCUGAAGGCCACCGUCGACUUCACCCUCGGAAUGAUGAACGCGACGACCAUGGCUGCCUCGACCUUGGACGAUCGGCCGAGGGUGAUAUCGAAGAGAAACGGCGACGCGACCGAUCAAUCGAUUCCUUUCGGGAAUAUCAUGUUUGACCGCCGCGUUGUUCGUGGAAGCACGUUCACCUCUCCUCCUGUUCUCAUCGAUGGAGAACAAUCGAUCGCAGCGAGACAGGCGGAGGCCAGAAGAAGAAACUUGGCGAGAAAACGAGCUCAAGCGCAGGCUACUAAAGCUCUGGUGGCUAGAGCUGGUUCACCACCGCCGGUUCCUGGUCGCAAACACGAGCCAGUGCAAACGGAGGUCUAUCUGGAAGAGCUGUCCGAGAAACCGGACGAAACAGAAGUCGCGACGCAGACGGACUAUUUCCUGGACAGGCCGCCGACGCCGAAAUAUUGUCCGGAUAAAGUUGGCGAGGACCGCGGCACGCAGAUCGAACCUGGCGACCUGUUCGACUUCGACUUGGAGGUGCAACCGAUGCUCGAGGUGCUCGUAGGGAAAACGAUGGAACAGGCGCUGAUCGAGAUCCUCGAGGAAGAAGAGAUCGCAGCUUUGAAGGAACAGCAGAGGAAGUUCCUGGAGUUGCGAGCCGCGGAAAGAGCCGAAGAGCGAAGGCUAGAGGAACAAGAGAGGAGGAUAAGAGAAGAAAAGGAUCAACGAUUGAGGCAACACGAGAAGGCGGUGACAAGUGAGAGGGAUGCGGAGGAACGAGUGGCUGCGGCAACCCUUCUAACAGGAUACAUCGCGGAACUUCUUCCAGCGGUUCUAGAAGGGCUGAAGAUGUCCGGGUUCCUCUUGGACGAGAUCAAGGCUGAUGUCGAGGAGAGCUUCGUGCCCUGGUUGAUGAAGGAGGUUAAAAAAGAGAUGGGCAACAUGAUCGAGAGCAGGGAAUUACUCACCGAGAUCAUCAGGGAGAUUCUGGAGAGCCGGGCUGAAACUUACAGGAAUCUCGGCGAAGAGUACGACGCUUCGAGAAGAAGAAAACCGUCGUCGUUGAUGGACCAUAUCGAGGAUGGCGGCAGAGAUCCGAAUUUCUUGAAUUACCAGCCACCCGUUAUCGAGAAUUCGGACGACGUUUAACGAGCAGACUCGAACCAGCGGACGUUCCCGUUCGACUGUCUCGAGCCGAGGAGGAGGAGC